Molecule: messenger RNA, 1416 nt
Organism: Coffea eugenioides
Lineage: Eukaryota; Viridiplantae; Streptophyta; Magnoliopsida; Gentianales; Rubiaceae
Product: tetraspanin-10
Exons: 11
Coding region: 340-1134 (264 amino acids)
Biological process (GO): auxin-activated signaling pathway
Cellular component (GO): plasmodesma; plasma membrane
Source: RefSeq, a predicted model, not a curated record
UCCGGUCGUGUCAGAUGGGACUCCAAAUAAUGAACAAAAGCCAUGUGGGAAUUUAUCUGUUGACGUCCAAAUUACCCUAUCAUCGGACCUUUACGCCCAAACAUGCCGUUCUUUCGUCGACAUUAUCCCAAGAAAAUCCUUGUCCUUUUAUCUUGCCUUAGCUUUUUUUCUUGCAGUGCAAGUGCCAUUUCUCAUAAGUUUCCAUCUUCAAAUCCCAGCCAGCUGCAACUCUGACAUAAAAGUCAUAAAACUUUUAAAGAUUACUCUCAACAACUCCCCCUCUUGUGGCACAUUUGAAGCUUCUCAGGAGACAAGCAAGCUUGGGGUUGUAUUGUUAAGAUGAAUACCGCAACUAGUACCUUUGUCGUUAGAUGGAUCAACUUUCUCACUAUGCUAUUAGCUGUUUCUGUAAUAGGAUUUGGUGUGUGGAUGAGCACUCACCAUGACAGCUGCCGAAAGUCCCUUACCCUCCCUGUUAUAGGCCUUGGUGCAAUAAUUCUUGUAAUAUCAAUAAUUGGAUUUUUGGGGGCGCUGAAGAACAACUCAAUCUUAUUGUGGAUUUAUCUGAUCUUGCUUUGCCUCAUUUUGGUGGGAAUAUUGGUCUUUACAGUCUUUGCGUUCAUUGUGACAAAUAGUGGAUCUGGUCAUCAAGUGUCUGGUUUGAGGUACAAGGAAUAUCAACUUCAAGAUUGCAGUUCCUGGUUUUUGAAAGAGCUCAAUAAUACACACAACUGGGAACGCUUGAAGAGUUGUCUUGUGAAAUCUGAUGACUGCAAUAACUUGGCAGGAGAAUACAAGACCCUGAAACAAUACAAAUCAGCGAGACUCACCCCAAUAGAAGCUGGUUGCUGUCGUCCACCAUCUGAGUGUGGAUAUCCUGCUGUAAAUGCCUCAUACUAUGACUUGAGCUUUCGACCAAUCAGUUCAAACAAGGACUGCAAACUUUACAAAAACUCAAGGGGCGUCAAAUGCUACAAUUGUGAUUCUUGCAAAGCCGGAGUUGCACAAUACAUGAAGAUAGAAUGGAGGGCAGUUGCUAUCUUUAAUGUAUUUCUUUUCGUUGUCCUGUCAACAAUCUACUUUGUAGGAUGCUGUGCAAGACGAAAUGCUGCAAAGAGUCCUGAGAAAGUGUGAAAGAAAUGCUCCAAACGUCGUGAGCGUGGAACUGCCAUUCCCAACCGGAAACUGUCCUCGAGAAGGAAAUCCAUUCAUGCCUUCAAUUCACAAUCCCUGGCUUGUAAAUGAGAGGAUCCUAGACGAACAGAGUGAGACAGUAGUAGGAACAUGUACAGAAUGCUGACUUUGAAGUUUAGGGGUGAAGAUAAUGGAAGAAACAUUCACCAAUUUGUAAAGUUGCUUUCUCAGAUUACAAGAUGGUUUUUUUAUGGGACUGACUUUUGAUGCUUCGCGUGUCCA